Coturnix japonica (Japanese quail) is the source of this 787-nucleotide messenger RNA. Lineage: Eukaryota; Metazoa; Chordata; Aves; Galliformes; Phasianidae. The record is from RefSeq and is a predicted model, not a curated record.
GAGCAAACCCUUCCACAGUGGGGACUGGAGAUCAGGAGGGCUGAGAAACAAACCAUAUUCCCCACCUGAGCGGCUGAUGUGUCCAUUUAUGAGCUCAGAAUGGACACUAGUUUUGGGGCUUCCAUUGGAGGGAUGGGGAUGCAGAGGGCCUGCAGCUUCUGCCAGAACCCUUGGGGCAGGACUGAGUCUGAUUUUUGAGGAAGUCCUCGCUGUUCAUGUGGCACUAACACUUGAUUCUCUGAAGCCCAGCGGCAGGGAAUUCCAUGAGGAUAACCUGGUGGCAUGUGCUCUUGACCUACUGUUUGCUGGUACUGAGACCACCUCCACAACCAUCCGCUGGGCCCUGCUGUAUAUGGCUGUAUACCCAGAAAUUCAAGCCCGUGUACAAGCUGAGAUUGAUGCUGUCAUUGGGCAGUCCAGGCUGCCAGCUCUGGAGGACAGGAACAACAUGCCCUACACCAAUGCUGUCAUCCACGAAGUGCAGAGGAAAGGCAACAUCAUCCCUUUUAAUGUGCCGAGACAGGCGGUGACAGACACAGUCUUGGCUGGUUUCCGGGUGCCCAAGGGCACGAUUUUGAUCCCAAAUCUGUCCUCUGUAAUGUUUGACAAGAAGGAGUGGGAAACCCCUCACAGUUUUAACCCCGGGCAUUUCGUGAAGGACGGUCAGUUCCGGAAAAGGGAGGCUUUUAUGCCAUUUUCUAUAGGUAAGAUAGAAUCAGUUUGAUGCCUUUGUGCUGCUUCCAGAUGUAUCAGGUAGCAAGGGGCUGUGGGCAGGGUGAUGUUCCCA